Molecule: messenger RNA, 4171 nt
Organism: Danio rerio (zebrafish)
Lineage: Eukaryota; Metazoa; Chordata; Actinopteri; Cypriniformes; Danionidae
Source: RefSeq, a predicted model, not a curated record
AAAUCCAGUGCGUUCUGUCAGAGAUUCAGAUUGGUGCUGCUUUAUCGUGUUUAUGUUGAGUUUGAGGGAAUAAUUGAGACUUUCAACAUCUGUCUGAACAUCAGUGAUCAGAAGCUGCUGGAGAAAAACCAUGCUGCUGUCUCCAUCUCCGCAAACCCUGACAAUAUGCAAUGCUUAACGGUGACUGUUCUACGAGGAAAGGACGGUUUUGGCUUCACCAUCUGCUCUGAUUCGCCUGUUCGUAUACAAGCUGUGGAUCCAGGUGGUCCUGCGGAUCAGGCAGGUUUGCAGCAGUUGGACACUGUGCUACAGUUGAAUGGUCAGCCUGUCAAACACUGGAAGUGUGUAGAUCUUGCACAUGCUAUUAGAAACAGUCUUAGCGAGAUCACAGUGGUAAUUUGGCGUACAGGACCCUCCGUCAAGACCAAGUUUGAGGGCUUGAUCCAUCAUCCUUCCUAUAAGUCGUCAAACUAUGACACUCCAGUUUCUCCCGCUAAAUGCAAGAGGGCAGAAAAGGCUCCACCGCUUCCGCCUCUGCCCGCACAGCACCGCACCGGCCACAGGGUUGUAGGCCAGAACGGGUCUGAGGAUCUGGCAACCGGAGCAGGAGUCCUGUGGGGAGAACGGAGGACUGCUGUGGAUGCCAAAACCGGCACACAAACGCUCAGAGGGACGCGUGUCAAAGCAUCAAACGGGGAAAAUUACAUCAUCCUGUCACCUAUUAAUCCUGGAAGCCAGGUAUUGGGCUCUGGAGACCCACACAGAACAUUAACUGGCCAGAUGUACCCUGCUGCUCAGACGUCUGUUCCACUGCCUCCGGCUGCUAGUGCGCAGUCAGCACCGGGCCUCGCUAGCAGGACGUGUUUUCUGCGUCGCUCUGGAAACAGCAAAUCCAAAACACAGCAAAUCUACCAAAACACGUCAAACUUCGCCAACUACCAGAACUGCACCAUUGUGAGGUCACACGUGCCCCAUGCCAACUAUAGCACCUACGUCAAAGUGACACCCAAAGUCCUCAUCUUCCCCAUUUUCGUUCAGCCUGUAGAUCUUUGUAGCCCGACUCGAACACUGCUGAUCACUGAAGAAAUGAUUCUGUAUGAGAGCAAGCACUUUUCCAUCAAGGUCACGGUUUUUAUAUACUCGGAUUUGAUGCUGGUGACUAGAGAGGAUGAACCGGGCCGGUGUAACGUCCUGCAAAACCCACUGUACCUCCGACACCUGCAGCUGCGGGACGAUCACUGUAAAGAUCUGCGAUUCUACUUGAUCCACAUGACUGAGAAAUGUGACUGUCUUCUGAGUCUGGAAGCAGACUCUCUGGAGCAGAAAGCGCGAGUGUGUCAGUGUUUGAGCGAGAACAUCCAGAAGCAGCUGCGGAUCUUUCACGGACGACAGACGUUUCGUUUACCUCAGCAGAUGCUCGAACCCAAGCAGGAUGAGCCAUGUGACCUCAGGGGCCGGAGGAUGACCUCUGAAGACGACCAUUCCCUGGGCAGCCUCUCGGACGCUUCGGCCACCACAGCGAGCAGCCCUCAAUCCAGAAGUCUGACCCUGCUAGAGGAGCUGUGCACGUCUCUGGAGGAGACCUGCCACCCGGUGCCUCCAACACCUCCACCCUCCACCGAAGGAGACGACGGCAGAAGCACGGAGAGCAGCAUGAACGAAAUAUGGAGGGAGGAAGAAUGCAAAGAGAAAGAAACUGAAGAGUCGGACUUUUUACACGCACAAACAAAAGACUGCGACGAUUGCGAUGAAAAGCAGGUGAUUAUUGAUGAAGAGAACGCCUCGGAGGUGGCAGACACCAACGCUCCAUCAUCAUCUUCCUCGUUUAUCAUCCCAGAACUGCGCUUAGAUCGAUCCUACAGCGCUGACGCUCUCUCCACCCCUGGAACUGAUGAAGAGUACGAUGAGGAUGAAGAUGAUGAGGAAGAAGAGGAGGAGGAGGAUAGUGAUGAUAACUAUUUAGAGCGCAGUGAUAGUAAACGGAGGAGCAUGGUGGAGGCGGGUUCCUGCGAAAAGCAUCCGGGUGGGUUAAGCGUGCAGAAUUCGCUGCGCAGGCGCACACACAGCGAAGGGAGUCUCCUUCAGGACCCGCGAACAACAUGCUUCACUUCUGAUAAUGCCAUCAACUGUAUGGAGGUGUCAGGAGCGCACAAAGGAGGCUGGACGCUUCCGUCUCCAAAGACACUGAAGAAAGAGCUGACUAAGAACGGAGGGUCCAUGCAUCAGCUGUGCAUGCUGUUCUCUGGGAGAAAACUGAGCGCCAGCUCCGAGUGCAGCUGUGACGUGGGUCCAGACGGGACCAAGAAGAAGAAAUCCAAAAACCUGGCCAAAGACAUGAAGAACCGACUAGCUUUCCUGAGGAGGAGGAAUGAAUCUCCUGGAAGCACCCCAGCCAGCAAACUCGACAAAACCAUGAAGUCUGUCAAGCCCACUCCUGAAGAAGCCAUGAAGUGGGGAGAAUCCUUAGACAAGCUGCUCGUCCAUAAAUAUGGACUGGCGGCGUUCAGAGCUUUCUUGCGCACAGAGUUUAGUGAAGAGAAUCUGGAUUUCUGGCUGGCCUGCGAGGAUUACAAGAAGAUUAAAUCGCAGUCCAAGAUGACAUCGAAAGCUAAAAAAAUCUUUGCGGAGUUCAUCGCUAUCCAGUCCUGUAAGGAGGUGAAUUUGGAUUCCUACACCAGGGAACACACUAAGGAGAACCUGCAAAACAUCAACCGCUCCUGCUUCGAGCUGGCCCAGAGGAGGAUAUACGGCCUGAUGGAGAAAGACUCGUAUCCUCGAUUUCUGCGCUCGGAACUCUACAUGGACUUAGUGAAUCAGAAGAAACCAAGCACCACAUCGACAUCAUCCUCGUCCUAAAUCCGCAUCAAGAGCGAGAGAGACUAGUAGUUAAAUUGCGCUUCAUUGUCAUCAGCCGUUCUAACUGUCGCUCAUGUGGCGAAAGGCGUCGUUUACAUAAUGAGGAUAAUGUAAUGUGACUCGACCCAAUGGGGCCAGCGCCAUGCUGAAUAAUGCUGGUUAUUCCCGUUCAAGUUUUGUUAUUUAAUUUGUAUUCCAAGUGUACUGGAGAGAAUCUUUAACACUAAGACAGCUGGGUACUGUUUAGCCUCUUCCUCUACUUCUGAUCGAGCACUGCUGGCGCCACCGAUCUCCCUCCAAAACCUCAACCCCCAACGGAAGACUGGACGGAAGGUCAUCAUGCACUUAUCGCUCAUUGUUGUCUCUGUAAACCUUCCUCCAUGCCACAUUGAGCUGAUGCAAAUGCUUUAGAGGACCAAACCGAGAGCUGAAUCAUUGGAAAUGGACUGUCGUCGGUCUCUAAAGACGAUCCAAAACAUUCGCUUUUCAAUCUGCAAAGCCGCUCCAUGUAGCUCCACGUUAGGAAUGGAAGAGACCGUAUUCUCAGGACAUUAUGGCACUCGACUAUGAAGCUUCCAGACUUAUUUAACCUUUCGUUUCUACGCUGGUUUUACCGGACUUUAGGUUUAAUAAUCAUGCACUCUACUAUAUUUAAUAAGGUCGGUUAGGAUCUGACCCUUGUUAAUAAGACGACAUGUACAAAACAAUAGUUAUUUAUUUAGACGUUCCACUGGUUGCUUUCUUCAUUGCACUCGGCUGAUUUCCCCACUUUUGAUCCAGGUCCGCAGCAGUCCUGAUGUAAGUGCAAUAUGUUUAUUAUUUUCAUUUGCCGACUUAUCUUCUUGAUAAGUUGACUUUUUUUUUUAUGAAAAAGACAAUGGAUUGAGCUCUGUAUUAAUUCUGUUGUUAGUUACAGGUAAUGUAAGAAUUACAUUAGCACAUGAUCUAUUUUAAACUGUGUAUCCCUGGCAGCAGGCAGCCGGGUUUAAUGGAUGUACAUAUGAUUCUUAAGAAAAGAUGAUAAAACGAUAAAAACACACGCACGCCGCGUAGCGUUGAUGUACCUAUGUAAAUAUGUGAAGCUACACAAAUGAUUAUGUAUUGUGACGGACGGGGUGGAAAUACGAGAACGGUCGUCCUCUGCCUUGGACGCACUCUGCUUGUAAGUAGUUUUAUGAAAUGUAUUUUAUCAUUUUCACUGUUUACAGUUCCAACGCAUCUCCUGUGUUAGCAAGUGCAAGAGAAAAAUAGAGAUUUAAAAAGCCAGUUGUCAUUGCAAAAACACAAAUAAAACAUUUAGGUGGUGAAAAUCUGA